UCUUUUGGGUUUUUGUGUUUUCUGUUGUUUUUGGUUCCCCAUUUGUAUAUUUAAGACCUUUUCUACAUCUAUUCCUUUGAGUUCUCCAUGCAUGGCUGUUGCUUUAAGCGCAUAUGUUUUGAGUUUGAGUAGUGGGUUGUGGUUGGCUUUUAGCAUUGUGCUGUUUUGUGAUUGUGGGUCUUUCUUGAAAAGAAAAGGCGCGUUUAUGUUUUGGCUUUUUGAAGGAUUGUGCAGAUUGCAAGGCGUGCAGGUUCUUCUUUAGAAACUGUUCGGAAGGAUUCGGUGUUGAUUUUCUUACUUAGGUUUUGACAAAAAAAUGUUUGAUGCCGUUGGGCUCGUUCUAAAGAUGUCUAGGAAGGAGUGACAUAUGGGUUCUGUAAAGUUUGGCAUGCCUUAUGUUCGGGAUUAUUGCUGAAAGGGGUUGAUUUCGUUUGUUGAAUGAGAUUUGUAGAUUUCUUACCGUUUUCCUUUUUUAAAAAAAAAAACCUAUCUUUUGAUUCUUACAUCAGAUUGGAGUUUAGAUGAUUUAGAAUCUUCAAAUGAUUUAAGUGUUAGGUUUUUUCUCAGAUUUUCCGGAAAUUCUUGUUUGGGGUUUAGAUGAUUUUGAAUCUUCAAAUAAUUUGUAUAUUAGGUUCUUCGUUAGAUUUUCUGGAAAUUCUUGUGUCUGAUUCUUUCGGUGUGAUUGGGGAGAUUUUACAUCAUCUGUAUUUUUUUUUUCACAUGGAAUUCUUUGGAGUUCGGUUGUUUCUAUAGGUUUUUAUAUGUCUUGUGCCCUGAAAUGAAAUUACAAAGGUGGGUUUAUUCUGCUCGAUUAAUAUUCAAGGUUUAUGCAGCACAGACGUGCAUACCACGGACAAUGAGAUGGUGGGAUAAAGGAAACACACCCAACAUGAAAGAAGUUCACUCGGCCCAGGAAAUUAUUGACUCCCUUGUAAACGCUGGAGAUAAGCUUGUUGUUUUAAGUUUCUUCUCCCCUGGAUGUGGGGCCUGCAGAUCUCUGCACCCUAAGCUUUGCCAGCUUGCAGAGAUGAAUUGCGAUGUGGAAUUUGUGAAGGUGAACCAUGAAGAAAACAAAUCUCUGUGUUAUAGUUUGAACAUACACGUUCUGCCCUUUUUUCAAUUCUAUAGAGGCGCUCAGGGGCGUCUUUGUAGCUUCAGUUGUACCAAUUCAACAAUAAAGAAGUUUAAGGAUGCUCUUGCAAAACACAACACCCCAAGGUGCAGCCUUGGACCUCCAAUGGGACUUGGGGAACGUGAUCUCUUGGCAUUGUCAGAAAAUAAAUCUUUGUCUUUCAACAUGCCAGAACAUGUUGGAACUGGGGGGGGAAAAGGAGAAAAGACUUCUGUUGGGUCUGAUAGGAAGUCAGAGGAUUUGGCACCUGUAGGUGCUGGUAGGAAUUUGGAGGACUUGGUGCCUCUUGAAUCCAACCAAAAGUCCGAUGAUCUUGCUCUUAUAGGUGCACGUUGAUGAGUUGUUUCUUCCCAGGGAGAUGCACACAUAUUUUUGUGUAUCUUCAGUGGCAUUUUGAUUGUAUUUUGUAUUCAUGUACAGUCGCUUUUGUGUAUCUACCCAUUGUACAGAACCUUAAGCAGGAGUUUCACUUUUAUUGAAACCCUAGUAGAUAGUUUCAGGUGGUCUGAACUUUAGCUUAUAUAUCGAAAAGCCAUGACCAAGUUCUUCUAUUGGUUUUUUCUAAGAAAACACACGAUAUAUGUAUUUUUGGUGAGUUAUUUAAGAUCACCGCUUAUGGUUUUGGUUUUCUACAGUGGUCCAAAUUGUGAGUCUCUCAACAAAGGUUAAUAAAGGUUGAUUUUUGUAGCAAGUUUGAAGGCAUUUGACAAUCAAGUCCUUAGGUAAAAGUAGGAGAAGCUAUUUGGAGCAAGAAUCUGGAGUUUGUCGUUCUGGCUCAAUGCAUAUGUAGCUAAUGCUCUGGUAUGAGCUUUUGGGAUACUUUUAUAGUAUCUAAUUCUGUACAGUUUUAUACUGAUGCAAUUCCGAAUUUCCAAGUUUGCACUAUAUUACAAUAAGAAAUGGGGUUUAUUAAUUA
Molecule: messenger RNA, 2048 nt
Organism: Cryptomeria japonica (Japanese cedar)
Lineage: Eukaryota; Viridiplantae; Streptophyta; Pinopsida; Cupressales; Cupressaceae
Product: thioredoxin-like 1-2, chloroplastic
Exons: 4
Coding region: 779-1468 (229 amino acids)
Biological process (GO): cell redox homeostasis
Source: RefSeq, a predicted model, not a curated record